AUCCGUGGGAAUUACGUCUGUCCGGACAAUCGACUCUCCGGCGAUUGAUUUCAUCUCCCAUGGCCUCCGAUUCGAGUGGAAAUUCAAAAUUUGGUUUCGCAAUCGCAGUUUCCUCGGCACUCGCCGCCAUUUCUGCAUCGGCCGCCGUCUCCUGGUACUUGUGCAAGAGGAAGUCGAGAGAGCUGGAAUCGACGAUAAGAGAGCUCGAAGCGUCGCUCAAGUCCUCGUCGGACAAAUGCGCUGCCGAGAGGCGAGGCCGCAUCAGGGCUCAGCAGGCUUUAAGGAAAGCUAUAGCACAACCUCGGUUGGAAGAUUCUGAGGUUACUUCUUAUCCAAUGAGACCUAUUGGCAUUGUCAGGUCUUGCUUUUCUACCAGGAAUGGCACACCGAGGCAGCCUUUAAUUGUGCCCCUUGCAAGAGCUUGUUUGGUAUUUGAUGCAUCUCGAGUCCCUCCAGCAUCACUUGAGGGCCUUGAAGGAUAUUCUCAUUGCUGGAUUAUAUAUGUUUUCCAUCUCAAUACGGAUUUGGAGAAGUUGUGGAAGGAGACAUCUAGGUCAAAGUUCAAGGCAAAGGUCAGGGUGCCCAGACUAAAAGGUGAAAAGGUUGGAGUCUUUGCUACAAGGUCUCCACAUCGACCUUGCCCUAUAGGGCUAACUGUUGCAAAGGUGGAGACUGUCAAGGGAAACACAGUUUCACUCUCGGGCGUGGAUCUGGUUGAUGGAACCCCAGUUCUGGAUAUCAAACCUUAUCUCUCAUACUGUGACAGCCUCCCAGGAUCAAGAGUACCGUCCUGGGUAAUGGUUGACAGUUCACUAGCAGUUGCUUCCGUGAACUUCUCCAGUCAUUUCUCUUCAAAACUAGCUGAUUGCUGGGCAGUUGCGGGAAAGAGUUCGAUGUAUGCAUCACCAGAAGAGCUUCAGAAGUUGAUCAAGGAAGUCCUUUCCUGGGAUAUACGAUCAGUAUCUCAGAGAAACCAAACAAAUGAUUUGCCUGUUAAGGAAAUUAAUGGCAAGGCAUCUGAUAUAAGUUCGGACCCGGACGACCUGCAUGAAGAUGGUUCUGAUGGACGUGAGAAGGCACCUCUGCAUUGCACGGAUAUAGUUUAUCACCUUGUUUUGGAAAGAUUCGAUGUCUUGUAUAGGAUCGAUUCCGAUGGAAAUGUGUUUGUGGAGAAAGUCACACUUCCCUCAGACAUCCCAGAUAAUAACAAUGAGAAUAUCAGAAACCAACACGAAGAAUGACUUGGACAACUAGGUUGCUUCAGGAUUUUGGUAAUGCAAAUGGAUGAUUUGCUUGGAUUAGGGUUCAUUCCAUUUCCACAUCUGGAGCUUGGAGGUUCCUGUUUCUCUCGAUGUUUCAUGUUUCAAUGGCUAUUUCACUUUAGAUCCUGUCGGUGAGGUUUUCUACUUCUGUUCAAUAUGUCUAUUCACUUUGCAAACCAACCAGAAGGCAGAAAAAAAAAAUAGAACCAAAUAAAUAAUCCGAAGUAUACAUGGAGGGUACUACGAAUAUGCUGAGUCAUACUA
Rhodamnia argentea is the source of this 1526-nucleotide messenger RNA. Its product is annotated as tRNA (adenine(37)-N6)-methyltransferase. Bases 60 to 1241 code for a protein of 393 amino acids. NCBI's taxonomy places the organism in Eukaryota, Viridiplantae, Streptophyta, Magnoliopsida, Myrtales, Myrtaceae. The transcript has 9 exons. The record is from RefSeq and is a predicted model, not a curated record.